AUGUCUCUCUGGGUGGACAAAUACCGUCCAAAGACGCUCUCAACACUAUCAUACCAUGACAAUAUAACUCAAAACCUCAGGGCGCUCUCGAAAUCAGGCGAUUUCCCCCAUUUGCUUGUCUAUGGACCAAGUGGAGCAGGUAAAAAGACGAGAAUCUACGCCACGCUAGAAGAGAUAUUCGGUCCGUCAGUGGAAAAGCUCAAGAUUGAUGUCAAAAACUUCACCACUGCGCUGAAUAGAAAAUUGGAGUUCAAUGUUUUGAGCUCGCCUCACCAUUUGGAAAUCACUCCUUCCGACAUGGGAAAUAACGAUCGGGUCGUGAUUCAGGAUUUGUUGAAAGAUGUCGCCUCGACGGAACAAGUCGAUUUCGGCAACCAGAGCUCAAGGAAGCACCGGUUCAAAGUUGUCGUCAUCAAUGAGGCUGAUUCGUUGAGUAGAGACGCUCAGGCUGCGUUGAGGAGAACCAUGGAGAAGUACUCUUCCAAUAUCCGGUUGAUUCUUGUGUGCAACUCGAUUUCAAACAUCAUCGCGCCCAUCAAAUCGAGGACUUUGCUUGUGAGGAUACCGGCCCCGUCAGUUGAAGACAUCAGCAGGAUCUUGAGCCAUGUUGCUGAGCAUGAAAACAUUAAGUUUUCAUCGAGUGACGAACACGCCGUGGCGCAAUUUUACAAGCAAGUUGCCACCACGAGCGAGAGGAACUUGAGGAGGUCUUUGCUUGCGUUUGAGACAAUUUCCAUGCAGAAUGAAACCAUAAAUGUUAAGCACAUCCACUCGGUUAUUGUCCUUGACUGGGAAACCAUCAUCAAGAAUAUGGCCAAGUCGAUAUCAACGCAGCGGAACGUGCCCAAUUUGGCGAGGUUGAGAACCACGAGCUAUGAAUUGUUGUCGCACUGUAUACCAGCUAGGACCAUUUUGAAGAAACUUGUGAUGGAGUUGGUCAGUAUGUUCAUGACAAGAGGUGAUCUCGUGAAGGAGAUUGUGCAAAUUGGCUCUGUGUUUGACGAGAGGUUGAGUUUGGGGACAAAGAGCAUAUUCCAUCUAGAGGGGUUUGUGGCCAAGACUAUGGUUGCGAUCGACGCCCAAAGCUGA
Messenger RNA from Lodderomyces beijingensis, 1089 nucleotides. NCBI's taxonomy places the organism in Eukaryota, Fungi, Ascomycota, Pichiomycetes, Serinales, Debaryomycetaceae. The record is from the annotation of a GenBank genome assembly.